UCAGAAUGACAACAAUGGUAAAAAUGACAAACACAAUGUACAGGACUUCAUUACAAGAAUCAUGAAAACUUGUCUCUGGACCGUCCUCAGUCUGCUUGUGCUACCAUGCUCCUGCGAAAUAUGCCGGUUUAAUUCUCUAGAAGUUGACUGUAGAUACAAGAUAGAUGGUGUGACUGUCUCGCACAUCACUGGCAGGAUUGAACCCUGUGAUGAUCCUGUUUCUGUCACUUUUGAAAUUACGAGUGAUCAGUAUCCCGUGGAUUUCACGUACACAUUUGAGUCAUCGUCUCGUGUGAUGGUGCCACGAUUCCCGUUGGAGGUUUUCCUGGAAGUAAAUCUAGAUGUCCUUGGUGAUAAAAAGCUCCAUGUGGAGGCUGACUUCCAGGUGUUUGGUCUCCCAGAUGCAGAUUUUAUCAAUGAAGAGGUUGAUCUCAGUGUGGUGCUAGAAAGAUGCUUGAAUGCAGCAGCCAGGAUUGCCAUUGGGUUUAUGUGCGGACUUCUAGCUAUUGUGGUUGCCAUGCUGAUUAUCCUUCUAGUGAUCAGACAUAAAAAGAAUAAGGCUGUGAGAUUACGACUUUCAUACUUAACACAGAAUGUAGAUGCUCCUGAGUAUCAGUAUAGAGAGAGUGACCAUGGGACUGCUUAUGAAAAUACUGUAACUAAUGAGGUAAUUCCCAGCAAUGUUAAUGAGGCUGAAGAAGAAAAUCGCAGUAGGACCCGAAUUGUUGGAGGGACAGAAUCUCGUAGAACUGCCACACAGAACAAUUUAGUUGAAAGGAACUUAAGCCUUCCUGAUUAUGCAACAUGCAUGGAGUCAGAGCAAAACCAUGGACAAUCUGAUCAAAGAACAUAUCUUGAAAUACAACCAGAGAGAAGUCCAAAUCAAGCACGGACAGAAAACAGAAAUAUUGUUCCAUCAGUACAACAUUAUACUCAAGAUACACCUGAUGGAGUACAUGUAUCAUGUGCUUCAACAAAUGAGUGUAAUGAUGCUAACAGUUUUGAGAGAAAUGGACAGCAUACAAAUUCACAAGUUGCUGACAUGGAGAACCCUGUGGAAAGAUAUAUACUGAGAAAUCAAAAUACACCAAUGUUUCACAUCAGAAGACCAAGUAAGACUUAUCCUAGUGAUAGAAUGAAUGGUCAAAGAAGUGGAAGAGAUAACGAGAGAAGCAGAGAACGCAUGAACAGACAAGAGAGAGGAAAUCAUGAUGUAAGAAGUAGAGACAACAAUAACAGAGGUGUUCGGAACGGAAAUAUUCAAAGUAUGGUUAGAGACGAUGAGAAUGAGAGAAAAAGAGACAGUUAUUAUGAAGCUAUAACAGGCAGAAAUGGGAGAGAAAAUGUUACAAGUGCAAGAAUUAAAAAUAAUGAUGCUGGAGAUAUGGACAGAGGAAGGAACAGUGGUGAUAUUGCCAGGGUUAAUGGAAAUAUGAGGGAACAUGAAAGUUACAAUGAUAGAAGUAGAUCUGAUAUUGUUGAAAGUGAUAAAAUAAGGAAAGCAGAAGGUAUUGAUAGAAAUACCAGAGAUGCUGAUAGUAAUGGCAGAUAUAUUGGUGCUAAUGGUCGAGAUAUGCAUGGCAAUAGAAGAGAUAUCACUAGAGAUAUCAGAGGACAUGAAAGAAACAGACAUGUAGCUGAAAAUGGUCGUAUAUUUGAAAAUAAUGUUAGUGGCAAUAUAAGGGAAAAACGAAACACAGAUGAAAGGGCCAGGGCAAGCGAAAUAAGUUCAGAAAAAUUAGGACCUAGAAACAAAGAUGAUAGGACCAGAACAAGUGAAAAAUGUCCAGACAAAUUAGGACAUAAAAAAACACAUCAUUGUCAUAACUCCUUGGAAAUAGUCGGUAAAAACACUGGAAAAGUCAAUAACCAUGAAAUGGGAAGAAAUAUUGAUAGAGAAAGCGGUUUCAUUCAUAACCCUAAUGGAACAGAACAACAUGAUGAGAGAGGAGGUGUUUCAUUUAGCAGAGUUAGAGGAAAUAGACUGGUUUUGGAUGAAAGUACAAGAGAAAAACCAAGAACUUCUGAUGACCAACUAAGUUCUUCCGGACCAAACUCUUUGCCCUCUUCACCUGAUCGGAUGCAAUUUUUACAUGAACAAAAAAAUGAACUGGAAGAAGAUUCCAAACACAAGAGUUCUUAUGUCUAAUGUGAUAGUAUAAAGUUAUUUAUAUGUUAUGUCAUCUGCGAAAAUGAGUCCUGUCAAGGUAUUUACUAUAGAUGUGAAACAAAUUUUAAGCGAUACAAUUGCAAUAAAAACUUAUAACAUUGUGUAGAAUUAAUUUAAAGAACCUUUCCCAAAAUAUGUAAAAUUGGUUGCCGUCAUGAAAAAACUUAUUAUAAAUAAAAAAAAAUAUUAUUAAUAUGUAUACAACAGCAAUAUCAAUACAAAACACAGUACAUCAUAUACAGAAGAAAAACAAACCCACAGACGAUAUUUUCAAUUAUCAUAUGACUUAAUGUUUCAUGUUAUAAUUAUUUGAUAAUAAACUUUUGAUGUGACAUCAUAAAUGAAUAGCGUCAAAGUGACUGUCAGCACCAUAUAGUUAUGUAUUAUUUUAUCAUUUUACUUAUUGCUAAAACUCUUAAGGCUAUUGUUUUGUCAAAUUUAAAGACCUUGUUUUAUAAAAUUUGUUUUGAAUGACAAGAUGUCAUUCUAGAUGUUAUGUUGUGGUAUUUUUUUGUGGAGGAAAUUAGACAACCUGAAGAAAAUGUUAGCCAACCUUUCCGACGACCAAUAUUUAGUCUUGCAAUUCUAAGAUUGUGUAAAAUGUUCCAUUCAUACAAUGGAGAUAUUUUUAUAAAAAAAUAAUAUUCAGACAAUAAGUGAUUGUUUGACUGUAAGAUGUCAAUAUAUUUCACCGCUUGAGCACCAAGUGCUGUAUUUCAUGAGUGGCAAAGCCGCUUGUGAAAUAUUUACUUAUGGUUUUUACAAGGUGAUCUUACUCUGUAAUAAACAUUUAUUCUUUUAUUAUUUGCCUAAAAGAGAUUUAAAAUAAAGGUUAAUUUAAAAAAAAAAUUCUCAGAAAAGCUAGCAAAUUUGUAUGCGAACAUUUGAUUUGAACAUGAGACCAUGCAAACAUUUGAAAUAGCAUUUUUAUUUCACUGAUAAACCAAAAAUAAAAUCAUAAAAGCAGGUUGUACUAUAAAUAAAUGCCAUUGUAUUAUUUUUAAACAUUCACACUUGUCAAAUAUUCCAAUAUUAAGCUUACAUGUAUAGUAUACUUUUCAAUGUCUAAAGCUAUCUUUGUUUUUAAAAUGACUUUCAGCUUAAACUUGUAUUCAAUGUGUUAGGUUAAUUUUGAAUAGCGAGUACAUAUUUAUUCUAACUUUUGAACACCUAAACAACUAAUGACUGUUUAUUGAUAUGUAAGUUUAUUGAUAUUAUAUGUGUUCCUAUUCACUAGAACUGCAUGUACUUAUUUUAUGAAUUCUUGUAUAUUUUUUUAUUUCGUCACAAAUGUAUGCAUAAAGAAUUAUUAUCUUUAGUUGCUUUAUAUGUUUUAUUCUAAAUUAUUGUAAAGGAAUUGGAGGAAAUUAGACAACCUGAAGAAAAUGUUAGCCAACAUUUCCACCGUCUCAUUUUUUCACACUUAUCAUGCUUUUGUUCAUUUGAAAUAUUUAUAUCCAUUGCAUAUUUGUAUAAAGUAAGUCAAAAGAAUAUUUAUGUAUAUAAAAGUUAUAGUUUGAAUCUUAGGCAGUUUUUUAUUUCUUUAUCAAUGGCUAUUUAAUUAUAUAAUGAUUUUAUACAUAGAGCGUGUUAGAAGUAGUAAGUAGUAAUAUAUGUAUGUGUUUCAGAUCAAAUUUACAGUAUUUUAUUUUUCCAAUUGUAUUUUAACUGUUUUAAAGUGUAGAUAGUGCUAUAGUUAAGUUUAUUUUGAUUGUUGUGCAAUGUUUGCUUUUGUAGCUUAUUAUAAUGUAUAAAUACAGAUUUUUCUUGUUCUAAUUUUUCUUUUACUCAGUUCUAUUGCCUCUGGUCUCCUUUUUACUCCAUUCUUGUUAUCCUAUUGUUUCCUUUCACACUUUUUUAGUUCUUCUUUCACACUGUUCAAUUCCUUCUUUCAUACUGUUAUAUUUCUUCUUUCACAUUAUUCUAUUUCUCCUUUCACACUGUUCUAUAUCUCCUUUCACACUGUUCUUUUUCUUCUUUCACACUGUUUUUUUUAUUUCUUUUUCACACCAGUUUAUUUGUCCUUUCACACCGGUUUAUUUCUCCUUUCACAAUGUUUUAUUUCUCCUUUCACUCUGUUCUGUUUUCACACUGUUUUUUUCUUUCUUUUUUCACACUGGCUUAUUUCUCCUUUCACUCUGUUCUAUAUCUCCUAUCACACUGUUCUAUUUUUCCUUUCACACUGUUCUAUAUCUCCUUUCACACUGUGCUGUUUCUUUCACUCCAUUCUACUUUUCCACUCUAUUUUUUAGUUCUUUUACUGGGCUCUCCUCUAUUUCUUUCUUUCAAAUAUCUUUCACACCGUUCAGUAACUGUUUUCUUUCUUUAUGUUUCCUUUCUCCUUUCACUCUGUUAUUGUUGUUGUUGUGAUUCCGCUUCUAUUGCUUGGUUUUCAUAAUCCUCUUCUUCUGUAUUAAAUGAACAAGUUUUAUGUUGCAAUUGUAUUGUUGAAUAUUGAAUACAAUUGUUAUUGUUUUGUUUAAAAAUACUUUUUACAUGAUCUUUAUUAAUCAACAUUCAACUGACUGACAUUCCAUGUUGUGAAACGCUGUCAUAAUUUAUUUAUAAAGAAUAUACCUUUUUAAGUUUUAUAUUUUAUAUACGCAGAUACUCGUACAUUGUGAAAAACUCAUAUUUACAUCUAAGCAUUACUUUUAUAUUCUCAAGCGCAAUAAAACAUUUAAAAUUG
Mya arenaria is the source of this 4859-nucleotide messenger RNA. RefSeq lists its product as uncharacterized. The transcript is spliced from 6 exons. Lineage: Eukaryota; Metazoa; Mollusca; Bivalvia; Myida; Myidae. The record is from RefSeq and is a predicted model, not a curated record. Bases 62 to 2149 code for a protein of 695 amino acids.